GGACCAAAAAGAAACUCCCGAGGUGCUCCCUCGCGGCAAAAAAAAGAGGGAGGACGACGAAGCAGAAACAGAAGAAGAUUCAGAUUCAUCUUUGACAGCAUCAAAGCCUGCUUGCUCGAGACAGAUAUACAUAUACAGGAGUUUUGUGGAGUGCUGCUGCGUCUCCCUUCGCUCCGCCAUCCUGCACCUUUCAAGACUAAGAAUGAUGCAUACUUCCAGACUGGCCAGCCUUGCCAGCCGCGGCUCGGCGCAACGACUUGGACAGGUCCAGCGACAUUUCAGCACAUCCGGCGCACUUCGACGAGAAAUUCAGGAUGCAUAUAUUCUCGGCGCUGCUAGGACGCCAACUGCAAAGUUCAACGGCCCGUUCACCACGGUCCCGGCACCGAAGCUUGGUGCUGAAGCCAUAAAGGCAGCCAUCAGCAAGUCCAAGGUUCCUGUCGAGAAAAUCACUGAUGUCUACAUGGGAAAUGUGCUCCAGGGCUCCGUCGGCCAGGCCCCUGCCCGACAGGCUUCAAUCUUCGCCGGCCUUCCCACAACGGUUGAAGCUGUCACCAUCAACAAAGUAUGCGCCUCGGGCAUGAAGGCGGUCGUCAUGGCGGCACAGAACAUCCAGCUUGGCCUUGCUGAAGCUCAGGUCGCCGGCGGAAUGGAGAAUAUGUCCCGUGUGCCUUAUUACCUACCCCGCGCCAGCCAGCAAGCCCCCUUCGGAGACAUGAAGCUGGAGGACGGGUUGGUUAAAGACGGACUGUGGGACGUCUAUAACCAAUUCCAUAUGGGUGUCUGUGCUGAGAACACGGCAAAGAAGCACAAUAUCACAAGGGAGGAGCAGGACGCCUAUGCCAUCCAGUCCUAUGAACGUGCGCAAGCCGCGUGGAAGGAGAACAAAUUUGACGAUGAGAUUACUCCUGUCACAAUCAAAACGAAGAAGGGCGAAGUUGUCGUCAACAGGGACGAAGGGUUCGAGGACCUCCGCGCUGAUAAAAUACGCAGCCUGAAACCCGCCUUCGUCCGGGACGGUACCGGAACUAUUACCGCCGGAAACGCCUCGACCUUUAACGACGGUGCAUCUGCUCUUGUCAUCACAAACGAAGCUCUCGCCCGUGAGUACGGCUCCGGCAAUCGUGUACUUGCCCGUAUUGUUUCCCACGCAGAUGCCGCAAUUGACCCAGUCGACUUCCCUGUUGCCCCAGCCAAGGCCGUCCCAAUUGCCCUAAGUCGGGCAGGCCUAACUAAGGACCAGAUCUCCGUCUGGGAGUUCAACGAGGCCUUUGCUGCCGUCAUCAAGGCAAACGAGAAGGUUCGUAUCCCGUUCGCACUCUUCAAAUUCUCUCUCUUUUGACUGUUAACCGUGGCUAACUUUGUCUAACUCCCAUAGAUCCUGAAUCUUGAGAAUGCCUGUGUCAACCCUGUCGGAGGCGCUAUCUCCAUUGGCCACGCGCUUGGAAGUUCUGGCUCGCGAAUCCUUACUACUCUUCUCCACCAGCUGCAGCCAGGCCAGUAUGGCCUCGCAGCUAUUUGCAACGGAGGCGGUGCUGCCACGGCCAUCGUUAUCCAGAGACUGGAGAAGGUUGAGUAACGGCUACUGAGAGACCUGAAUUGACCCCAUGCUUUGCAUCUAUCGGUGGUAUACACCUUACCGUGACCUUAGUUAGCUAGUUAGAAGCGAGUGUAUAAAAUAUUCCCCUUUCCCGUUUAACUCACUGUGUGUCCGCCUCUCGCUGCGCCAAUCAUGUCAGGAACCCAUGCUCUGUUGGUUAUCUGGCUCGGGUCCAGGGGCAACAAGCGAGUUAGUUAGCUAAGCCAGGGGCAAAUCCUCCCGUACCUCGAGUUAACCUUGCAUGUCCCCCAUUUUAGUAAUGGUGAUGGCUGGCGAUGUCCUUCCACGAUACUAAGGGUUGCUCGCGAGCGAAGCGCGCUGCCUGCCCCUGGUCGUCGUCUGGCGCCUAAGGCAGCGCUUGUUCGCGUGUGUUGACAAGGGC
Molecule: messenger RNA, 1982 nt
Organism: Trichophyton rubrum CBS 118892
Lineage: Eukaryota; Fungi; Ascomycota; Eurotiomycetes; Onygenales; Arthrodermataceae
Exons: 2
Coding region: 203-1342 (379 amino acids)
Biological process (GO): fatty acid beta-oxidation
Molecular function (GO): acetyl-CoA C-acetyltransferase activity
Source: RefSeq, a predicted model, not a curated record